This is a messenger RNA of Benincasa hispida (wax gourd), 661 nucleotides long. The record is from RefSeq and is a predicted model, not a curated record. NCBI's taxonomy places the organism in Eukaryota, Viridiplantae, Streptophyta, Magnoliopsida, Cucurbitales, Cucurbitaceae.
ACUUCUUCCCUAAGCACCAAAAUUCUAAAUGGCCAUUUCAACCAUUUCCAUUCCCUUAAAAUGGUUUUCUACGAAGCUCAAUUUCCCUCGUCUUCACUCCAAACACAAACCAACAUCGUCUAAACCUCCUUCACUGCCCCUCGCCGAAGUUGCCUUUCGUCACCUCGACGUUGAUGGAGAUGGAAAAAUCUCUAGUGACGAGCUCCGAACCUACUUUGCGUCGAUCGGUGAGUACAUGACACGCGACGGAGCUCAAAGUGUGAUCGGAGACUUUGACGAAGAUGGGGACGAGCUACUAGAGCUCGGAGAUUUCCAACGGCUCGUAAAGGGGGAGGAGGAAGAAGAGGAGGAGGACUUGAAGAGGGCUUUUGAGAUGUUUGAAGGUGAAAAGGGAUGUGGAUUCAUUGGACCGGCCGGGUUGCAAAAGAUGUUUGGGCGGCUUGGCUACGUGAAAUCAAAAGAAGAGUGCUCGGCUAUGAUCAAAGUGUUUGAUGUUGAUGGUGAUGGUGUAAUUGAUUAUCGUGAAUUUCUCAGAAUGAUGGCUUGACGACCUAAUUUAAUGUGUCAAUAAACUGUCUUUUGAUUUUAUCUUUUGUUUUUGUUUUUGGAUUUUUUUUUUGUCGUGAAUGUUAAUUAAAAGUGUGGCUGCAAAUUUGAGAGU